AUGGGUCUUCGUUUCCACUCCAUGAUUCCCAAUUCAAAGCAAAUUCACAAACUGCUGUCUCUUCUUAGUAGAAAUCAUCAAUUUUCAGAUGUUCCAAAGGGCUAUAUUGCAGUCUACGUGGGAGAAAUUAAGAAGAAACGCUUCGUGAUUCCCAUAUCGUAUCUAAAUCGUCCUUCAUUUCAAGAUUUGUUGCAUCAAGUGGAGGAAGAGUUCGGAUUUGAUCAUCCAAUAAGGGGAGGCCUAACAAUUCCAUGCAAUGAAGAUGUCUUUAUUCUUCUCACUUCCCAACUUCAUCUUUAAUUUCGCGAUACAAAUUUGAAGUCAUCUAUCCGAAAUAAAUAAAUAAAUA
Messenger RNA from Olea europaea var. sylvestris, 349 nucleotides. Its product is annotated as auxin-induced protein 15A-like. The coding region runs from base 1 to 300 and encodes 99 amino acids. Gene Ontology annotation, biological process: response to auxin. Lineage: Eukaryota; Viridiplantae; Streptophyta; Magnoliopsida; Lamiales; Oleaceae. The transcript has a single exon. The record is from RefSeq and is a predicted model, not a curated record.